Molecule: messenger RNA, 681 nt
Organism: Drepanopeziza brunnea f. sp. 'multigermtubi' MB_m1
Lineage: Eukaryota; Fungi; Ascomycota; Leotiomycetes; Helotiales; Drepanopezizaceae
Biological process (GO): glutathione metabolic process
Cellular component (GO): peroxisome; mitochondrion
Molecular function (GO): glutathione transferase activity; glutathione peroxidase activity
Source: RefSeq, a predicted model, not a curated record
AUGAUGAGACCGUCGCCCCGAGGUGCCAGCCUAACAAUCUACGUCGACUGCGUAUCGCCCUACUCGUGGUUCGGCACCACUGCCCUGCUUAAGCACCGGCCGGCUAUUCUCGCGCAUGGCGUAACUGUCGAUAUCGUGCCGUUCUUUCUCGGCGGUGCCCGAGAUGCGGCCGGAAAUCCAUGGCAGCCCACGCCCAAAUACAGAGAGGCAUUCUCGAACCAGGAUACCGUUAUGACGGGGGAGCUACUCGGAUUGAAGAUCGUGACGCCGAAGGAGUUCCCGAUCAUGAGUCUUUUUCCCGUCCGUGUAGCGACCUACAUCAAAUCCCAGCACUCCGCCGCCAGGUUCGAGGCUUCCUUCCUUGCUCUGGCGGCCGGGUACUGGUCCAAGGGGAUCAAAAUCUCCAAGCCCGAAGGCAUUAUCCAAGCUCUCUCCGGUAUCUUCUCUGAGGAGGAAGUCAGAGAGAUCAUGCAGGGAGCAGUGAGUCCCGCGAACAAGAAACUCAUGCUGGAUCGCACGAGGGAGAGUCAGGCGUUUGGCGCGCCGUGGAUCGUGGGGGUGAAUAGCGAGGGGGAGAAGAAAAUGUGGUUUGGGAGUGAUCGGUGGGAUCAGGUUUUCUAUCAUCUGGGUGUGCCGUAUAAGGGGCUGGAGGUUGUGGGUGUGAAGGAGAGUAAAUUGUAG